Messenger RNA from Solenopsis invicta (red fire ant), 1311 nucleotides. RefSeq lists its product as uncharacterized. Bases 347 to 841 code for a protein of 164 amino acids. The transcript is spliced from 2 exons. Lineage: Eukaryota; Metazoa; Arthropoda; Insecta; Hymenoptera; Formicidae. The record is from RefSeq and is a predicted model, not a curated record.
ACUGACUCGGACUUCCACUCGACUUCUUUCCGAACUGCACCUUAGUUACACUUCUUGCACUGUUCGUCUUUUCUUUUACAGUUAAAAAGAAUUCAGAUUUGGUAGCGAAUCAAGUCAACAAAUUAAAUAACUACGCUAUUAAUUUCUUACACGAUUAACAUUUUCUUCUUUUCUCUCGGCGUUGAAAAAAAAGCGAGGAAAAAAACUGUAUACACGUUUUUGUAGUUUUGCGUUAUAUUCCAUGUGAACGUAGCAUAACAGAUUUUGGACAAGCUCGCGAGUGGCGUGCUAUGGCAUGUCAACUUCGCUAAUGUGAUUAUAGUAAUAGUUUAAUUGCGAGGAAAAGAUGGAAGACUUUGUACCAACGCGUGGGUCCCAAGUCAAGAAAUCUGCGACGAGUAAUUAUAUCUCUGUGAAUUACGUGGCACCAAAAAAGAAGUCAACGUCUGUAGAUAACGCUGAUAACGAGAAUAAAUCGUCAAUUAAACAAACGCCAGCCGAGCUAAAGGAACAGCAAGAAAAAGAGAUGAAGAAAUUGCGAUACGAGAUUAUUAAAUUCGGUAUGUCCGGUUUUGAAAAGCCAAAGGCGAAGAGAGCGAAAGUCGAGCUCGCUAUUAGCCUAGGUGCAAAACCUCCCAAGAACAGGAGAAUGAAUUACAAUAAAUUAAAGAUGCGUCAGACGACAAAGAAGGAAAAAAAGAAGGAAGAGGAGGGACAUAAGUCUGGAUUGAGCAAUAGUUUACGUAAACCUAAGUCCAAGAAAACACGAAAGAAAGAUGGUGAUAUUCUACGAGUUUAUGGUAAGGUACCAAAGGGUGUCUUGGCCAAGCAGAAGAGUUGAAUUUAUUAGUAGAAAGUUCUGUAGCAGUUUCUAAAACAUGAAAUUUUGCCCAUGUUGCUAGAGUUAAAAGAAAGAUGUUUGGAAUAAAUAAUCUUGUAAAAAAUGUUAAUUAAAAAUAAAAGCUAUAUAUUUGUAAAUUUUAUUUUUAUUAAUUGAAUAUCUGAUUAGAACUUUUUAAUUCAAUUAGAUAAUAUUAUUCCUGAAAUGUAGCAAAGAAUUAAUGAAAAAAAAACCUAUAUACAAAUUAAAAAUAGUGUAUAACAACUUGUUUGGUAGUCUGGAAAGGGAUCAGCAUGUGCAAAGAAAAAGACCUAAAUUUGUAACUGCAAACAUUUAAAAUAUUUUUUUGUUGAUUCAUCGCUUUCUCAUUACAACAUCAACUAUCUAUUGUCUAACAAUAAUAUCUCUUCUGCAUAUUGUAUACUAUGUAUGAAGAAUAACAAGUAAUAAAAUAAUAUAUUUUUAUAUAA